AUGGCAGAAGCCAGAAUUUCAGUGGAUCAGAAUGAGUUCCUGUGUCUAGUGUGCCAGGAUCUCCUGAAGGAUCCAGUGGCCAUUCCCUGUGGACACAGUUACUGUAAGAUCUGUAUUAAUGGCUGCUGGGAUCAGGAGGAUCAAAAGAGAGUCUACAGCUGCCCUCAGUGCAGACAGACCUUCAGUCCAAGACCUGCUUUAGCUAAAAACACCAUGCUGGCUGAAGUGGUGGAGAAACUGAAGAAGCGUAAACUUCCUGCUGACUGUUACGCUGGAGCUGGAGAUGUGCAGUGUGACGUCUGUACUGGAAGAAAACACAAAGCCGUCAAGUCCUGUAUGGUGUGUCUGGAGUCUUACUGUCAGAAUCAUCUUGAACAACAUGAGAGUUUGUUCAGAAGAAAGAGACACAAUCUGACUGAAGCCACUGGACGACUGCAGGAGAUGAUCUGCCAGAAACAUGACAAGAUCCUUGAGGUUUUCUGCCGCACUGAUCAGAAGUGUAUAUGUGUGCUGUGUAUGGAUGAACAUAAAAACCACGACAUUGUAUCAGCUGCAGCACAGAGGACAGAGAAACAGCACCAGCUGAAGGAGACGCAGAGGUCGUUCCAGCAGAGGAUCCAGCAGAGAGAGAAAGAUCUUCAGCAGCUGAGAGAGGCUGUGAAGUCUCAUAAGCGCUCUGCACAGACAGCAGUGAAGGACAGACAUGAAGAUCAAAAGGGCUCACAGUGCUUUGGCUCCCAAGCCAAAAGAAAUGGAAGCACCCAGAUCAUUAGUAGUAAAAUUCACGAUUUUACAGUGAAAGAAGCGAUUCUGCGCCAGACCUGGGUACAAAAACAAGUCAUGUAUAAUAACAAGCAAAUUUAUUUCGACAAUGACUACUUCCCAGAUUUGCAGAGAAGGGCUCAGGUGCGAGACAUGAUCAGACAACUCAAGAAGAAGGACAGUACAGCACAAAGUUUCUACCCUGCACAACUGAAGAUCAGCCUGAAUACAGGUGACAAAACUUUCUCUACUUUGGCGGAUGCCCUGCCAACACUACAGGAGCUCGGUGUCAAGACGCAAAUGGGGAAAUGCGACGCAUUGGAGAUGGAGCUAUCAAAAGCCCUGUGA
Megalobrama amblycephala (Wuchang bream) is the source of this 1110-nucleotide messenger RNA. RefSeq names its product E3 ubiquitin/ISG15 ligase TRIM25-like. The record is from RefSeq and is a predicted model, not a curated record. Bases 1 to 1110 code for a protein of 369 amino acids. The transcript has 4 exons. Gene Ontology annotation, molecular function: zinc ion binding. Lineage: Eukaryota; Metazoa; Chordata; Actinopteri; Cypriniformes; Xenocyprididae.